Messenger RNA from Daucus carota subsp. sativus, 1522 nucleotides. RefSeq names its product RNA-binding protein L. Gene Ontology annotation, molecular function: RNA binding. The transcript has 10 exons. NCBI's taxonomy places the organism in Eukaryota, Viridiplantae, Streptophyta, Magnoliopsida, Apiales, Apiaceae. The record is from RefSeq and is a predicted model, not a curated record. The coding region runs from base 143 to 1114 and encodes 323 amino acids.
AUAUUUUUCUUUUCCUAAAUAAGAUUUAGGAACGUUGGUGCCAGGCGAAAGAGGGGAAAAAACCAAAGCUCCAGGAAUUCUAGGGCACGCCUAAACUGAAGAAUAAAAAUCCCCAAGCUGCAUAGAUUGAUUAUUGCAACUUAUGGACGACAUGGCAGCCUAUUACGCUCCUCCCCCACCUCCACCAGGCAUUCCACAGUACCCUUACUACCCUCCUCCACUCUCUCACGCGCCGCCCGGCACGGUGGUGAUCCCUCCGCCGCAAUUCCACCCCCACCACCCGCCGCCGCCGCCGUUUGACCCCUACGCACCUCAGGCGCAUGUCCCCCAGCCUUAUUACGACGAGGUCCGUACACUCUUCGUUGCAGGCCUCCCUCCAGACGUUAAAUCUCGCGAAAUUUAUAAUCUUUUUCGCGAAUUUCCCGGUUACGAGUCUUCGCAUCUCCGCGCCUCUUCUUCCAACACACAGCAGCCGUUUGCUUUUGCUGUCUUCCUGGAUCAAGCAUCAGCUGUUGGAGCAAUGCAUGCACUAAAUGGUUUGGUUUUUGAUCUGGAGAAAAACUCCACUUUAUAUAUUGAUCUUGCAAAAUCUAAUUCAAGAUCAAAACGCUCGAGAACAGACGAUGGAAGAUCCGGGUCAGAGAAGAGGUUAAAAGGAUAUGCACCAUAUCCAGGGGGCACUCCUGAUCCUGGUGUUGACAGCAUGUACAUGCCUGGAAUGGGUAACUCUGCUUACAACACAAUUGGUUAUCCAUCUACACAAAGUCAUGGAAGCUUUGAUGGCGGGGCUGUGAAUUAUAGCAGUGCUGCAAAACAUAAUACUCCACGGAAUGCAACUCCCUGCCCAACUCUGUUUGUGGCUAGUUUGGGUCCAACAGCCUCGGAGCAAGAGCUCAUUCAAGUAUUUUCAAGAUGCCCUGGAUACUUAAAACUGAAAAUGCAGAAAAUGCAUGGUUCUCCGGUUGCUUUUGUUGAUUUCCAGGACACUGCCAGUUCAACUGGCGCCCUGACACACCUUCAAGGCACAGUCCUGUACUCAUCGCGACCUGGCGAGGGCAUGCGACUAGAGUAUGCCAAGUCAAGAAUGGGAAUGCGAAGUAAACAUUCAAGAUGAACGCAGUCAUACACCGGCACAGGAAAAUCGUUUUGAUCAGUCCUUGAGUUUGUCAAGUCAUCGAAGACUCGUAAUCUUAUUUACUUAUUUUCAAGUCAUACUACCUUUUAGCAUAGACUGUAAAAAUUGAUCUCUCAGACCUAGUAAUUUCCAGUAAUACACUGUCAUCAGUCCUGGACCUCCUGGUUAUCCUUUUUAUAUGCCUAUUUACUUGUUAUUGUCGGGAGAUUAAUGAGCGCACUGCAGACUCAUGUGUGAUGUAUCAUCAUAAACUGUAUAAAAUUUUACAAUGUCCAAUAGCGGGAUUAAAAUGUAUCUCUGUAGACAGAAUGGAUGUUUCGCAGCAAUUUGUAAUUUCGUACUGUGGAUACUUUGUUCGUAACAUUAAUUGCCUCUUUUUAUGAGUGC